Molecule: messenger RNA, 1424 nt
Organism: Momordica charantia (bitter melon)
Lineage: Eukaryota; Viridiplantae; Streptophyta; Magnoliopsida; Cucurbitales; Cucurbitaceae
Product: hydroxyproline O-galactosyltransferase HPGT3
Cellular component (GO): Golgi membrane
Molecular function (GO): galactosyltransferase activity
Source: RefSeq, a predicted model, not a curated record
UCGAAAGUCUUUCAACUGAGUAUUCGUAUUUCCAACAUUUCUGCGUUUUAAAAUCAAUCUUCUCCUCUGUCUCCGUCUCCCUCCUUGAGAUUGACGAGAUGGAGAGUUUGCCGACGACGGUGAAGCCGGAGAGGCGAGGCCGAUCCAAGACUCUUCAGACGUCGAAUCCCUCCAUGCUCAUGGCAUUCUUCUCUUGCCUUGCUUGGCUUUAUGUCGCCGGGAGGCUGUGGCAGGAUGCAGAAAAUAGGAAAUUACUUGCUAAUCUUUUACAGAAGAACGCAGCCCAGAGACCCAUGAUAUUGAGCGUUGAAGAUAAGCUGCAAGUUCUGGGUUGCAAAGACUUGGAGAGAAGAAUUGUGGAAGUUGAGAUGGAUUUAACAUUAGCAAAGAGUCAAGGAUACCUGAAGAAUCAAUUGCGACAGAGUGGAUCUUCUUCUGGCCCUGGUCAUAAGCUUCUUGCUGUUAUCGGUGUUUAUACAGGAUUUGGAAGUCGACUAAAGCGCAAUGUAUUCAGAGGAUCUUGGAUGCCGAAAGGUGAUGCAUUGAAAAAGCUGGAGGAAAGAGGGGUGGUCAUACGCUUUGUUAUUGGACGGAGUGCAAAUCGAGGUGAUAGCUUAGACCGCAAUAUUGACAAGGAAAACCAUUCAACAAAGGACUUCUUGAUACUUGAAGGUCAUGAAGAAGCUGAUGAGGAGUUUCCUAAAAAAGCAAAGUUCUUUUUCAGUACAGCAGUUCAAAAUUGGGAUGCAGAGUUUUAUGUGAAAGUUGAUGACAACAUUGAUCUUGAUCUUGAGGGUUUAAUUGGCCUUCUUGAACGUCGGCGUGGUCAAGAUGGUACUUACAUUGGAUGCAUGAAGUCUGGAGAUGUAAUUGCUGACGAAGGAAAGCAGUGGUAUGAACCUGAAUGGUGGAAGUUUGGAGAUGAGAAAUCGUACUUCCGGCAUGCGUCUGGUUCGCUUAUUAUCCUCUCAAAAAACUUGGCUCAGUAUGUAAAUAUUAACAGUGCAUCUUUGAAGACUUAUGCACACGAUGAUAUAUCAGUGGGGUCAUGGAUGAUUGGUCUCCAGGCCACCCAUAUAGAUGAUAGUCGACUGUGCUGCAGUAGCUCCAGACAAGAAAAGGUGUGUUCCGUGGCUUAAUUGAUCCAGAGAUCCUUUGUUGAGAAUGGCCAAUCUGGACAUAGCUGCUGAUUUUGCGGAGCUUAGACAAUUCUUUUGCUACACAGUUUUAUGUGCCUGAGUUCGCCCUCCAUCUGAUGCCAGGGGAAUUAUGACAUUUUCACUAGAUUCCUCUUUCAGAUUUUGAAAUAUACGGCAAUUUUUUUUCUCUGGGGAUAGUGACAGGUUGACCAAAACUAUAUACACUUCUUGUUAAUAUUAGAAAGUACAAAAUGGAUAUAUUGGAAUGUCACAUUUUUUUUUCUU